This is a messenger RNA of Ipomoea nil (Japanese morning glory), 1089 nucleotides long. Its product is annotated as spore wall protein 2-like. Lineage: Eukaryota; Viridiplantae; Streptophyta; Magnoliopsida; Solanales; Convolvulaceae. The record is from RefSeq and is a predicted model, not a curated record. Bases 1 to 1089 code for a protein of 362 amino acids. The transcript has a single exon.
AUGCGGCGAGAUGUGAAGGGGCGCAACGGCCAACAACAAGCGGCAAGAAGGGAGAGGGAAGCAACCAGGCAAAGGGGCAAACACAGGCAGGGAGGCAAGGGCGGGAAGAGCCGCAAAGGACCGGCAAAAGACGGCAAGAGCGGCGGGAGACAAGCAAGGCGGCAAAGCCGCCAAAGUACCGGCCAAGUGCCUAGGCAAAGGGCCGGCCAAAGGCAACAAAAGGCGGGCAUAAGCCGCAAGCGGGCGUCACGGCGGCAGUACGCGGCAAAGGCGCGCAACGCCGGAGGGGCAAGCGCGGGCAAGCGGGCAAGGGGGGUGGCGAAGGAAAGGAAGGCGCGAGGGAGACGAGAAGGCGAACGAACAGGCGCAACAAACGCCCGCGGAAGGAAGAGAAGGAAGGGAAAAGAAACCGAGGCCCAAAAGCAGAGGCCAAGGGCAGGAGGGAGGCGAAGGCAAAGGCAAACGAAAGGAGAGGAGAAGGGAAGGCAAAGAGGGAAAGGGGGCGACCAACGAGAAGGAGGCGAGCCCAAAGCAGGCAAGGGGCGAAGCAAAGGAAGGAGGGAGAGAGCCAAGAAAGGAAAGGGGCCCAAGAAGCAGGCCGAGGGCGGGCCAAGACCAGGAGCAGGCCAGGGGGGUGGCAAGGGGCGGGACACAGAGGAAGGGAAGCGGGGAGGAAUCCCGGCCCCAAGAGGAAGGGAGAGGGGGGAGGGAGGGGAGACAAGGGAAGGAAGGCGCAAGGCCAGAAGGAAGGAAAAGCGGCAGGACGCCAGGGCGGCGGGAGGAACAGACGGAUGGGAAGCGAAAGCGAGGGGAGAGAGGAAAGCCGCCCGAGGAAAAAGCGCGGACGGAGAGAAGGCCGAGGAAAGGACAGAGCCGGGGAAGCAAAGCGGGCAGGCGGGAAAGGGAAGAGGGAAGGACAGAGCAGGGGAAGAAAAGAGGACGAAGAUGGAGGGGAGACAGGGAGGAAAGGACAGAACGGGAGAGGAACAGAAAGGGGAACAAAGGAGGAAGAGGGAAAAGCAAAGGAAAGGCGAGGAGGAAGAGGACAAAAGGAAAAGAGGAGUACGAAAGGGACAGACACCAGAAUAA